UCUGGGAAGCCACAGCACUGGGGAAACGGGAAAAUGGGCAACCGGGGAGCGGGAAAACCGUGGGAACCGGAGAAUCGGGAGGACAAGGGAGACUCAGCAACGGAGAAACCAGUGAACGGGAAAACUGUGGGCAUCGAGGAAGCGGGACUGCCGAGGAGCUGGGAAGCCACGGGAUCGGAGAAACGGGAAACCAGGGCACCCGGGAAUAGUGGGAACCAGGGAACCGGGGAGUGGUGGGCACAGGAAAACCGGGGACACCGGGAAAGGGUUAACCGUGGGCACUGGAGAGCUGCAACACUAGGAACAUGGGGAAACAGGUGUCGACUUCAAGAUGAAGACCAUCGAGGUGGAUGGGAUCAAGGUGCGGAUACAGAUCUGGGACACAGCUGGCCAGGAGCGGUACCAGACCAUCACCAAGCAGUACUAUCGACGGGCACAGGGCAUUUUCCUGGUGUACGACAUCAGCAGCGAGCGCUCCUACCAGCACAUCGUGAAGUGGGCCAGCGACGUGGAUGAGUACGCACCUGAUGGCGUCCAGAAAAUCCUCAUCGGGAACAAGGCGGACGAGGAGCACAAGAGGCAAGUGCCCAAAGAGCAAGGGCUGCAGCUGGCCAGGGAAUACGGGAUGGAUUUCUACGAGACCAGUGCCUGCAGCAACCUCAACAUCAAGGAGUCCUUCACGCGGCUGACGGAGCUGGUGCUGCAGGCACACCGCAAGGAGCUGGAUGAGCUGCGGGGGCCACCCCGUGCCCCCACCCUGGCCCGGCUGGAGGAGGACGAGCAGCAGCCCCUGGGGAGCGAGGACACCCCCAAAACCUGCUGGUGUUGAAGGCUGGGACAUCCCUGACCCCUCCUCCCCAGGCUGUGUCGGGGGGCUUGGUAGGGGCAGGAUUGGGGCAGCCCCCAUGGCGUGGGGGGCAACAUGGGACACCCUCAGGAACGGGGGGGAGAUGGGAAGGUGGCAAGGGGGGCCCCCCCAUCCUGGCACCUGUGCCCCCCUCAGUUUGUGGGUGGGGUGAGGGCUGUCCAGGCGCUGUGUGCCCACCCUGUGCCACGCCGUGGGACCCCCGGUUUUACACAGUGGUUUGCAGAAUAAAGGUGAUGCUGGA
This is a messenger RNA of Parus major (Great Tit), 1109 nucleotides long. It is a transcript of the gene RAB15, whose product is annotated as RAB15, member RAS oncogene family. The record is from RefSeq and is a predicted model, not a curated record. Gene Ontology annotation, molecular function: GTPase activity; GTP binding. The transcript is spliced from 7 exons. Bases 332 to 829 code for a protein of 165 amino acids. Gene Ontology annotation, biological process: Rab protein signal transduction. Lineage: Eukaryota; Metazoa; Chordata; Aves; Passeriformes; Paridae.